Soboliphyme baturini is the source of this 231-nucleotide messenger RNA. NCBI's taxonomy places the organism in Eukaryota, Metazoa, Nematoda, Enoplea, Dioctophymatida, Soboliphymatidae. The record is from the annotation of a GenBank genome assembly.
UUGUUUCAGAGCAAGGUCGAGUACCUGGUGAAGUGGAAAGGCUUCGACGACCGGCACAACUCGUGGGAACCCGAAGAGAAUAUCCUCGACUCGCGCCUACUCGAAGUAUUCCACGACGAGCCUCCGCCGCCAUCGUCGCCUCUUCCGGUGCCGGUGCCGCUGCCGCUGCCUGUGCUGGCUGUGCCUCAGCCUCAACACGCGACCGCCCGUACGUCCUCCGCCAAGCGGUGA